AUGGGGAAGUCAAGUUUUGUAACUAUCCAAUAAGAGGAAGGAAAACAGCAGCUUCACAUUACAGUUGGUCGAAUAACCAGAUUUUUUUUACAAAUAUAUAAGAAUGCAACUAGCCAGCUAAGCAACUAGUUAGUUAGGUAGUGGUCGAAAUUUAAUCAAUUGUUACCUGGAGGAAAAUGGGGGAGGGUUUAGCAUUUUCUUGUAUUUAGUCCAGGGGAGGGUCAUGUAAUUUGUAAUCGAUUUAUAUAUCAAUAUUUGUCAGCAUUUUGGAAUGUACGUGUUGAAUUCGGCUAUGUAACUUUGGUGUACAACUCUGCUCUCUCUUGUUCUCCUGGCAGAGCUCGGCUGGGUGGGCACUUAGCUUUCCAUUGGCUUUUCGAUCAGACCCUCUCUGUGCUUGGUGUAUCAGAACGUGGGCAUGUAGAGUAUCUCGUGAAUCAAAUUGUGCUUGUAGUGAUGACGUAGGGAGCUAGCGCACAAUAAGAACGAUGGUAGAAAUGCUGCAUUCAAAACAACUGGGAACUCAGAAAUCUCACACUUCGGUGCGUUCAAGACAACUCGGGGAAAGGGAGGGGAGAACGAGCUCCGACGGGAAAAUAGUUUUGAAAGGUCAUCCAACUCCGAAUUCAAAGUCGGAAACUCGGACAUCUUGCUGGAGAUCUGACUUUACGACCUGAAGAUCACUGACAUUAGUUGUCCUCUUGUGUGUGUUGGGUUCCCAGUUGUCUUGAAAGCGCCAAAAAACUCUGCUGUAUCACAACAACAAGCAUGGCGUUGCACAAUUGUGGAAGGACCACAGCUUGUGAAACAUGUAUCUUCACUACAAUUUACAGGGUUCUUUGCGGUCUCUGUCCGCUGAAGAGAGUUUAGAAAAGUUUAAUAGAAUUUUGGAGUUGAAUGGAGAUGGUUCCUCAAUGUGGAAAAACGUGAAGGGAUAAAUUCAGGUGUCGGAGGAGUUACUGAGUUUUUCAAGCGAUAUGUUUAUCAUCGGCUGCCUGUCAUUACAUCUGAUUAUGUUUUUAUACGAAGCAUUAGUCUCACAUUCUAUAGUCAACUUACACACAACACUGACAUGCACUACCUCACCAGCUCGGUGUUACGUUUUAAAUGUAUGUAGAUAUGUCCUUCAUGAGAAUGUUUUGUUGUUGACCAAAAUGGUUCCUACUGUUGCCUACUACUAGGUUCUGCCAAUCAAUUGUUAGGCUAUUUGUUAAUAAAACAUGUAUUGAUCUUUUGUUAAGGGUUUUACGUUUUGAAAAAGACUGCCUCUUUACCGGACUUAUGUUUUUUUUAAUGUUUUCAACUACCCCUGCCAAAGAUUUUAGAGUAUAAUUGACCCUGUGGCUGUGUUAUCGAGUGGGAACCGGCUAGUGCUUCCGGUAUGAGGGAGAGUUUAAUGAAAUAUUUAGCUGGCUAAUUCCCUUCCGUACCAACAGGUGGCAGUAACUGAACGAGUCAACUCUUCAAAAGACAGGCAACUAGUUUUCUGAACGGCGUGUGAGAUAGAUUUCCUUCCACACAGCAACAAUGGCAGCCUCCAAUACCAAUGUGAUACGGGUGCGAUUGUAUUUUGAUUACCCGCCGCCCUCGGUAUCCGACUGUCGCAUGUGCUGGGUCCUCGUGGAUCUGAACAAAUGCCGCGUGGUAGCAGACAUAGCCAGCGUGAUCAGGGAAAAGUUCGACUUCAGUCGCAGGAGCAUUUUGAGUCUGUUCAUCGAAGAGUGCUACCUGCCGCACACAGAGAGCAUCUACGUAGUCCGAGAUAACGACACUAUCAGAGUGAAGGUGGACACCCUAACCCUUUCGAAUGGAAGUCAGUCGAACACAUCUGUUGUGAAGUCCAAGAAGAGGAGGAGAGAUGCCGAGGAAGAGGAGGAGCCCACACAGAACCGAGUGUGUGAAGAGUGGAAGAAAAAGAAGAAGAGAAAGGAGAGUCAGGAGGCCGAUUCCAACCAGGCUGCGGUUGAAGAGAGGAGGAAAGAAGACAAGCAGAAACAGAAGAAGAAGAAGAAAAAGAAAGAUAAGGUGGCGACCAAAACCACUGCCUCGUCCACAGGACCCCCUCCCACCUCGUCCACAGUACCCUCUCCCACCGUAGUCAAAGCGGACAAAAACCCCAAGAAGGCUCCAGCGGCCACAGCCGUAUCUGUUAACGGUAAAGCCACAGCAAAGACCCCGAAUGGGGAAACGGAUGACUCUUCUGAUUCCAGUGAAAGUAGUGAGGAGGAGGAGGCCCCCAGUCAAAAACCCAUGCAGAAACUACCCUCCAAAUCACACUCUGCUAGCGCUACACCCCCUGUCACAUCUAAAGCCACCCCUGUAGUUAAACCCAGAGUCCCCAUUAAGAAACCACGCCCACCUCCCUCAUCAUCUGAUUCAGACUCCUCAGACUCAUCGGGUGACGAUGCCUCUAGCAAAGCUACCACAGGCAAACCUCCCGUUAAAAACCAAACUCCUCUAUACAAACCUCCCAUUAAAAACCAAACUCCUUUAUCCAAACCUGCUGCCACUCCUCCUGCCACCAUACCCACUGGCUCCAGAGCUGGUCCUAGAGACAAAACCACCCCCUCCAGGCCCAGCCUCCCUUCCUCAGGUCCCAGGACCUCUGUAUCCCCUGGCCAGAGAGCUAAUGCUCCAGGACCAGGCCCUACCCCAGCAGUGCAGAAGGCCCACAGGAGGCCUGAGAGCCCAGGCUCUAGUAGUAGUAGUAGUAGUGAGGAGGAGAUCCAGCUGGUUAUCAAACAACCGGGCCUGGGGAUGGGGAUAGUCCCUGCUAUGGCAGCACAACCCACCUGGAGAGGCUGGGGAAGCCCUAGGGGUGUGGAGAGAGGUGGGGGUAGAGGGGUUAGGGGUAGAGGGGAUGGAGGCCAGAGUUGGGGUGGUGGAGGUAGGGGUGUUAGAGGGGAGUGGGACAGGGGUCCUCGUGGUGGGGAGUGGGAUAGGGGUUCUCGUGGGGGUAGAGGAGGGAGAGGGGAAGAUAGCGGGGCAGGGGGAGGAGAUAAUGCAGGGUUUUAUUUCAACUAUGAAGGUGGACAGCGGCAGCAGACUCCUCAGCCACCAUCGUACCAGAAGGACUCCCUGAUUAACAGCUCUGUGGUGUUCCAGAACCCGUCAGAGAGUGUCCCCAAGAGGGACUACAGUGAGAUGCCCCUCCUAGCUGCUCCCCCUCAGGACGGACAGAAGAUCGCCUUCAAGCUGCUGGAGCUGACAGAGAACUACACACCAGAGGUGUCUGAGUAUAAAGAGGGGAAAAUCAUUCAUUUUGACCACAGCACCAAACAGAUUGAGCUCGAACUGCUCUCUGCUUAUCAAGGUAAGGCCAAACGGAUGGCUGCUCUCUGCUUAUCAAGGUAAGGCCAACCGGAUGGCUGCUCUCUGCUUAUCAAGGUAAGGCCAAACUGAUGGCUGCUCUCUGCUUAUCAAGGUAAGGCCAAACGGAUGGCUGCUCUCUGCUUAUCAAGGUAAGGCCAAACGGAUGGCUGCUCUCUGCUUAUCAAGGUAAGGCCAAACGGAUGGCUGCUCUCUGCUUAUCAAGGUAAGGCCA
Oncorhynchus masou masou (cherry salmon) is the source of this 3544-nucleotide messenger RNA. Its product is annotated as coilin-like. The transcript is spliced from 6 exons. The record is from RefSeq and is a predicted model, not a curated record. The coding region runs from base 1528 to 3354 and encodes 608 amino acids. Gene Ontology annotation, biological process: spliceosomal snRNP assembly. Gene Ontology annotation, molecular function: U1 snRNA binding; U2 snRNA binding. Lineage: Eukaryota; Metazoa; Chordata; Actinopteri; Salmoniformes; Salmonidae. Gene Ontology annotation, cellular component: Cajal body.